GAUCAACUGCAGUUUAACAAUAUAUAAUACCCAUAAAGAGAAAGAGAGGUGGACAGUUAACUAUGCUGUUAUUAUACAAAUGGAAACAAAUAACAUCAACAUACUUCAAAAUGUCCAAACUGUGACUACAUACAGUUAAGAGAAAUUAUGUGUACUGAUCAAAAUGUAAAAUUCAUAUUUAAUCAUGAGUUAUACUGUCUUUACAAUGUGUUUUUAUAGAUAUCACAAGUUAUAUAUACCUAAGAUUUUAUAAGCAAGCACAAUUCCUCUCAUAAAGCAAGAAAAAAUCACAAUAAAUAAUGAAAUGUAAAAAUGAAACUUGAGGGAUGCCAGCAAGCACCUACCCAUUGUAAAGCUGACACAGAACAUAGGGAAGUCAACACUUACUUGCUUACCCUAAUUGUGUUAAAAUUCCCCAUGUUUUUGCCAUAAUCUCAACAAAUUGCAUAUGUGCAGGCUGUGCCCCUUUAUUUGUUUUAAGACUUACAUUUACUUAUUCUUCACACAUACAUACCCAUAAUUGUCAUCAUUAUGUACCCAGUGUUCAUUAAAGAAGCAGGUGGAGCAGAGGCAUGAUUCAACUGUCCAGUAACAGUAUGUAGUGUUGCUCAAGUCUUACAUCUUCUUUUAUCACCAGCUCUCUAGCUCUACCUCUUUAUCUUCAAUUUUCUCAUUCUACAUUCUUCUUUCAGUAAUCUUCAUCUUAUUCAGUCUCUACUGUCUGUUUCUUCUUAACCUGUAUUAAGCUGUUAGGAAAGAAAAACUGAACCCUGGAAAUAAUAAUGAGUGGUAACAUUUGCAGCGAUCUUGGUCAGCCAUGACCACUGCAGCUGUUACGCACCUCCCAAUGUUACGGAAGUGCUUGCGCGAUGAAUGAUGCCAGUCUGGAUGAUGUGCAGCAUCAUCUUCCACGGUGCUCUGAUGCUGAACCUAACUGUGGGAUUGAGGGGCUGCAAGGACAUUGGAUUAAGGACACUUUCAACCCCCAGACUUACCUUGAAUCAUGACGUUUGAUGCUGCAGGAUAUUGCAGCCCUACUUCCACUUUACCUGAGAUCCCAAAAUGUAGCUGCUGGAGUGUUUCAACAGUACGGGGAUGGUCAUUAUCAUGCAGCAACACAACACAUUUUGACAGCUAUCCUCAACAUUUACUCUGAACUGCCAGCUUCAGCUUGUAACUCAGCAUCUCAAGGUCAUAUUGCCUUGCUGUCAGGCCUGAAUGAGAUGAUGUGCCAGCAUACCAUGCAAUUACUGCUGUACUUAAAUGUGACAAUCCAAUGUGUCUGUUUCAGAGCUAUAAAAUGUACUGAACUGAACUGAAAGAUAGCGGAUGCUGCGACAACACAAGCCUCGCUGCUGCUUUCGCUACAUGGACGACACCUUCGUCAUCUGGCCACAUAGGCCCAACAAGCUUAAGGACUUCCUGAACCACCUAAACAGUAUCCACCAGUGCAUUCAGUUCACAAUGAAGACUGAAACUGAGGGCCACCACCCUUCCUGGAUAUAGAUAUUUGCAGGAGACCCGAUGGUUCUCUGGGCCAUACAGUGUACCACAAAUCCACCCAUACAAUCCUCUACCUUAAUGCUGUGUUCCACCACCACCCUUCCAACAAGCAAGCUGCACUUUCCACAUUGGUGCACAGGGUUAGAGCUCUUUGUGAUCAAGACAGCCUACAUGCGGAGUUGGUGCUCCUGGGCGAUGUAUUCAGAAAGAAUGGAUAUAACAACUGGCAGAUACACAGAGUUCUCAACCGUUGGCCCAACAUCAGCUGGCCUGAAGAUCAACCGGGCGCAGUUGCCUUCCUGCCCGAGACUAUAUUCAACCGUAUCAGCAGAGUGCUGUCCCGGCACAACAUCAAAUCAUUGGGUCUGCCUCCAAACAAAUU
This is a messenger RNA of Cryptotermes secundus, 1885 nucleotides long. RefSeq lists its product as uncharacterized. The transcript is spliced from 4 exons. The record is from RefSeq and is a predicted model, not a curated record. The coding region runs from base 1014 to 1319 and encodes 101 amino acids. NCBI's taxonomy places the organism in Eukaryota, Metazoa, Arthropoda, Insecta, Blattodea, Kalotermitidae.